AUGGAUGAACCAACAUCCUAUGCUCAAACCUUUAAUUUCCUAGCUUAUUUCUUCAAGCUGGCUUCAAAAAUUCCAAAGGAGAAAGUUGAUGAAAGUAUGAAGAAGGAGAACUCUAGAGCGGUCUUAUCAAGUACGAGGGAAACAUUGGAAGAAAGCAUCAAGGAGGUUUACAAUGAUAAAGUAUUCCUGAAGUGUUUAAGAAUAGCAGACUUAGGCUGCUCCUCAGGCCCUAACACACUAACUCUGGUAUCUUACAUUAUUGACAUCAUACAAGCCAUUUGCCAAUGUUCGAACAAGAUCAUCAAAUCACCAACUUUUCAAGUCUUUCUCAAUGAUCUUCCGGGGAACGAUUUCAACGUUGUCUUCCAAUCCCUUUCCAACUUCUAUGAGAGGCUUGAGAAAGAAAAGGGUGACGAUUUUGGACCCUGCUUCAUCGCAGCAAUGCCUGGGAGUUUCUAUGGGAGGCUUUUCCCUAACAAUUCUAUGCAUAGUGUUCAUUCUUCUUAUAGUUUGCAUUGGUUGUCACAGGUUCCAAAGGAGUUAUUAGUGAAUAAUAACAAAGGAAAUAUUUACAUUUCGAAGACAAGCCCUCCUCUGGUUUUCAAAGCAUAUUUGGACCAGUUUCAUAAGGAUUUCACAAAUUUCUUGAGAUGGCGUUCAGAGGAAAUAGAAGUUGUUGAAGUGGAAAGUGUGGUUCAAGAAGUAGGAUCUUUCUCUGUACAGAAGCUCAAUAGUUUCGAAAUGGCUUGGGAUGCAGGUUUCACUAGUCAUGAACAUAAUAGUAAUAAUGAAAAGUUUGAGAGAGGGAAAUAUGUUUCUGAUUACGUAAGAGCAGCUGCAGAGCCUAUUUUGGUGAAACAGUUUGGAAAAACUGUAAUGGAAGAAUUAUUUAAGAGGAUUGCUGAUAAGGUCACUGAGUCCAUGGCCAAAGAAAAAUGGCAGUACCUCAACUUGGUUAUUUCUUUGACAAAGAAUUAG
Molecule: messenger RNA, 978 nt
Organism: Humulus lupulus (European hop)
Lineage: Eukaryota; Viridiplantae; Streptophyta; Magnoliopsida; Rosales; Cannabaceae
Product: probable caffeine synthase MTL3
Exons: 4
Coding region: 1-978 (325 amino acids)
Biological process (GO): methylation
Molecular function (GO): S-adenosylmethionine-dependent methyltransferase activity
Source: RefSeq, a predicted model, not a curated record